Molecule: messenger RNA, 342 nt
Organism: Letharia columbiana
Lineage: Eukaryota; Fungi; Ascomycota; Lecanoromycetes; Lecanorales; Parmeliaceae
Exons: 2
Coding region: 1-342 (113 amino acids)
Source: RefSeq, a predicted model, not a curated record
AUGACUAUUUUUCACGAGCGAAAUUUCACUGAAAAGGAACCCGAAGAUGUGGAGGCUUUUUUCCAGACUUGGCUCUACUUCGGUCUCCUGACGUGCACUUUCCGCACAGUUGGCACUAUACGUGGUCAGAACGCUGAUUUCGCGAGGACCGACCAAGGAAGCAAGCUCAUUAUAACGGAGCGGCUACACGGAUGUCUUGACGAUUGGAAUACUCGAGAGAAUGUUGCGUUGAUCAAAUACCGCGGAGGUGAUCCGAGCGAGGUCAUAGAAAUGAACGGCAAGGUCGCUAGUUGGCCAUUCGCUCUCGCGAUGCUUUCCGAAGUCCAUGACUAUGUGAACUGA